AGGCUGAGGUGUCCGGUCUGCUCCGACACCCGCAUGGAGCUCCUCUUCUGCCUUCCCAGCCUGCUCCGGUCGCCCGGCGAGAGACCGCGGACCAGGUGGCGCCGCUCCCGCGGAGACUGAAACCCCCCCCCGGAGGCGAAAACGGAAGCAUGGGCGUCUCGCGGCACUUUCUGGGUGUCCUCGUCGGCAUUCUGGUGGGGGUGGUGUUGUCAUAUUGUUAUUUCAAGAUUUUUUUUGAGAGUCAAUCUCCUGGACGAUACACCCCAGAUUAUUUCAAGAUUUAUUUUGAGAGUCAAUCUCCUGGACGAUACACCCCAGAAAGACACUGCGAUGCCAUUCCCAAGAUAAUCACCAGUCCGGAAGGGUUAGUUUACAAGCAGACCAGAGUAUUGGAGCCCCGGAGGAGAGACGUGCUGACCGUCACCCCCUGGCUGGCUCCCAUCGUCUGGGAAGGGACCUUUGACCCCUUGAUCAUCGACAGCAUCUACAAGCCCCUCAAUGUCACCAUAGCGACCACCGUCUUCGCGGUCGGCAACGUCGACGACGUGUACCGGCUGGUCAAGACCUGCGAGGAGAACCUGCUGGUGGACAAGAGGAACGACAUCGAGGCGGCCUGGCAGGAGGAGAGCCACCUCAACAAGUACCUGAUCCGCCACAAGCCCACCAAGCUGCUCUCCCCCGAGUACAUCUGGGACGACAAAAGGCAGCAAGUGAACGAGAUCAAGGUCAUCCGCUUCUCGACACUUUAUAAAAACCUUGCAGAAGUGCGGGAUAACUAGACCCCACUAAGAUAAGUCUUCAUUUUACCGCAGAGUGGUCUGGAUUCGCCUGGUGUGCGUUAUAACGCCUAAUCAUUCUCGCGUGCGAAGUGUGAUGGUAACAGUGCGGGCAGUCAAGUGAGUCUUUAUGAGUGAAUACAAACUCAUCCUGGGCCUUGGUCUUCGCCUUCCCCAGAAAGGUAUCCCUCAAUGAGAUCGAAACACCUUCCGUCUCGUUAUCGUAAAUUGAUUGCUUGAGGACAAAACCUUGAGAAGAGAAGCACAAACUGUCCACUCAAAAGAUACUCACAAUUUAUUGCCAUCGUGCCGCUGGAAAAAAAGCUGGUCUCAUUUCUCCACUCACAGAAGAGCGUAAAACAUAUAGUAUUAAAAAUACCGGACACCUUCUGUUGAUUUUUUUUUCUUGCUUUAAUAGUCAAUCCUCAAUCGUUGUGAGGGGGCAUUUCUUUCACUUUUUGAUAAGAUUUCCCGCUGACCAAGGUGGCCGACAGGUGAGGCCAGUCACAGGUUUGCGGAUCAGCAAUCGCUGGAGCAGGGAUCGGCUGCGCACCCUGUUCCAGGCUAGAGAAGCAGAGCACUGAACCAGGAAGUGACGAGUUAAUAAAAGGAGGAUGGAUGUUGUGCGAGAGUCAGCGAGAGCCAGAAAGAGAGAAAAUGAGUCUCAUCUAAAAGUUUGCGCUGGCGCUGGAGCUACUGCGCAGUGAUGGAAACUGCUGAAACAAUGAGGAAAACCAUUAGGUUGGGAUGUGCUAAAAGCCACCGCACGGAGUAAGGAAUCUCUGUGCUAUCACAGAAGACGUAUGAUUAUAAGGGAGUUAAGUUCUAGCUUCAGUGCCUUCUAGUAGCCCCAAGAAGGGGCUGAUUUUGUUUGCUUUAUGAUUUUGUUUGAGGCCGGCGACCUUUGUAAAUAGACCGCACUUAUAAAUAAAUUACCCAGAAACCUUCA
Molecule: messenger RNA, 1725 nt
Organism: Lepisosteus oculatus (spotted gar)
Lineage: Eukaryota; Metazoa; Chordata; Actinopteri; Semionotiformes; Lepisosteidae
Source: RefSeq, a predicted model, not a curated record